Molecule: messenger RNA, 498 nt
Organism: Linnemannia hyalina
Lineage: Eukaryota; Fungi; Mortierellomycota; Mortierellomycetes; Mortierellales; Mortierellaceae
Source: the annotation of a GenBank genome assembly
AUGGCUGUUGUUAAACUAUUGACUUACCCUGGGCGAAAGUCUCAAGAGCAACCAGAGUCGAACGCCGACAAAUCCUAUUUCCUGCCACAUUUGACAAACGGCUGGCAAGUUGACCAAGCAAUCCUCUCCGAAGAAGACCGUGUCGUCAUCCUCCGGUUCGGAACCGACUGGGACCCGACCUGCAUGCAAAUGGACGAACUCCUCUACUCUGUCGCCGAAAAGAUCAAGAACUUUGCCGUCAUUUACCUGGUCGAUAUCACCGAAGUGCCCGAUUUCAACAAGAUGUACGAGCUGUACGACCCCUGCACGACCAUGUUCUUCUUCCGCAACAAACAUAUCAUGGUCGAUCUCGGGACAGGAAACAACAACAAGAUCAAUUGGUCGCUGGAUAGUAAACAGGAGUUGAUCGAUAUUGUCGAGACGGUCUUUCGUGGUGCGAGAAAGGGACGUGGUCUUGUUGUUUCGCCCAAGGAUUACUCGACAAAGUACAAGUACUAG